AUGGCGUAUUUGCGCAAUGCAGAUUGGAAAGAAGAUGAAGCUCUAAAGGCCGAUUUACAAAAGCAUGUUAGGGAAGAUCUUAGGAGAACAGAAAUUUUGGAUUUCGUAAAAAGAGAUUUCCCGCAUUAUGCUUGGAGUUUAUCGUCGUUGGACCGCCGAAUGCGGUAUUUUGAGAUACAUUAUACUGACAAGGAGGUUACAAUUGAGCAAGUCAGGGCUGCUGUCAAAAAAGAAGUAGACGGACCAGGAAAGUUACUCGGAUACAGGGCCAUGCAAAAGACGCUGAGACAAACUCAUGAGCUGAAAGUUCCAAGAGACUUAGUUUAUGCCGUUAUGCAAGAUGUGGACCCAGAAGGCUUACAAGCCAGAGGAGGGGUUGGGAACACAAAACAAAAGAAAAAAGGGAAAUACACCACAAAAGGCCCCAAUUUUGUUCUUUCGCUUGACGGGCAUGACAAGUUGAUGGGCUACCAAAAUAGUACAUUUCCUCUUGCAAUUUAUGGGUGUAUAGAUACAGCUAGUAGGAAAAUUUUAUGGCUUAAAAUUUGGGUUAGCAACUCCGACCCUCAACGAAUUGGCUAUUGGUAUUUGGAGUACCUUUUUGAAAGUAGGCUUUUGCCUCGGUACUUAAGAAUAGACAAGGGAACAGAAACUGGGACAAUGGCAACAAUGCAUGUCUAUUUACAUCAGGUACUUGGUACACCUGACUAUUCUGACACUGUCAUAUAUGGCCCAUCUACAUCAAAUCAGAUCGAAAGAUGGUGGAGGGAAUUACAUGAGAGACUAGAAAAAUACUUCAAAGACCAUCUAAGAUGGCUGAAAGACCAAAAUCAUUAUAAUCCCAAUGAUGAAACUGACAGGAUGUUGCUCUCGUUCCUCUUCAUUCCAAUAAUGCAACGUGAACUUGAUAAAUUUAAAGACACUGUUUGGAACAGUCAUAGGAUAAGGCAGCAAAAGGAUACCAAUCUACCAGGUGGCGUGCCUAACCACAUCUAUCAAUUUCCUGGCCAAUACGAAUUGGAGGAUUGUGGCUACCAGGUUACAGAAGAACAGUUGCAAGAGGUUGCAGAACAGUCACAAGUACUUCAGGCAGACAAGGAUUUCUUAUCUGAGGAAUUUAGGGCAGCCUGUCUAGAAAUUAUUCCAUUUCCGGAAUUAGUAGAGCCAAGAGAGUGCUCAGAUGCUUUUGUGUACCUUAAAACAAACAUUAAUAUUUCAGCCACUGUUAAUAGCCGAAUGUGA
Molecule: messenger RNA, 1242 nt
Organism: Dendronephthya gigantea
Lineage: Eukaryota; Metazoa; Cnidaria; Anthozoa; Malacalcyonacea; Nephtheidae
Exons: 4
Coding region: 1-1242 (413 amino acids)
Source: RefSeq, a predicted model, not a curated record